CGAGAAGCUGAGAUGCGGAUAUUGAAGUACAAGGAUAGGUUGCCCACCAUCACUCUUUCGCUCCUUAUAUAGAAGUCCAUCGAUGCUCGUCUCUCCUGUUCGAGCUUUGCAUACGCUAUAUUAGCAACGUACUCUAGAUACAGUCCAAAUGCGCUUCUCCAAGCUUCUCUCACUGGCCGCGGCGUGCGUGACCACGGUGUCGGCGUUGACGCCUGCGCAGUGGCGUGGCCAGUCUAUCUAUCAGGUGCUGACGGACCGCUUUGCAAGGACCGAUGGGUCAACGAGCGCGAGUUGCAAUACAGCGGAUCAGAAUUAUUGUGGUGGGACCUGGAAGGGGAUUACCAAUCAUUUGGACUACAUUCAAGGGAUGGGGUUUACAGCCGUCUGGAUUAGUCCUGUUGUCAAGCAGGUUGAUGGAUUGACGGGUGAUGGCGCUGCGUAUCAUGGGUACUGGGCCAAAGACAUAUACUCUUUGAAUUCGAAUUUUGGGACUGCAGCGGAUUUGGUCGCGUUGUCUGCUGCGCUGCAUGCCAGAGGCAUGUACCUCAUGGUUGACGUUGUUACUAACCACAUGGCUUAUGUUGGAUGCGGGGCUUGCGUGGAUUACAGUACCUUAAAUCCCUUUAACUCGGAAUCCUACUAUCAUCCGUUUUGUUUGAUCGAUUAUACUGACGCAACAAGCAUUAAAAAUUGCUGGAUGGGCUCCAAUACCGUUUCCUUGCCAGAUCUUAGGACUGAAGACUCGGACGUUCAAAGCGAAUUCAACUCUUGGAUCGCGGAGCUCGUCUCAAACUACACUAUUGAUGGCCUGCGCAUUGACAGUGUCCAACAAGUCAACACUGGCUUCUGGCCUAGCUUUCAAGCCGCUGCUGGCGGCAUCCAUGCUCUCGGCGAAGUCUAUAAUGGCGAUCCCGCCUACGUCUGCCCCUACCAGACCUCCAUAACUGGCGUAUUGAACUUCCCCGCCUAUUACUGGAUAACGCAAGCCUUCCAAACAACCAGCGGCAGCAUUAGCAACCUCGUGAACGGAAUCAACACCAUGAAGUCCACGUGCAGUGACACGACGCUUCUGGGGUCCUUCCUCGAAAACCACGACGUCGCGCGCUUCCCGUCGCUCACUUCUGACCUCUCACUCCAGAAAAAUGCCAUUGCAUUCACCAUGCUUAUGGACGGCAUCCCCAUCAUCUACGCCGGUCAAGAGCAGGCCUAUAGCGGCGGCAACGUGCCCUACGACCGCGAAGCAACCUGGCUAUCGGGGUAUAACACCGGGUCCACCCUCUACACCUUCAUCGCGUCGGUGAACCAAAUCCGCAAUCGCGCCGUAUAUAUAGAUUCCACCUACGUCACGUACAAGGCAGUGCCCAGCUACUCAGACACAACGACCAUCGUACUGCGCAAGGGCCAGGCGGGUGCACAGAUUGUGGCAGUCUUUUCGAAUAAGGGCGCCAGUGGCAGCAGCUAUACGCAAAGCCUAUCGUCAUCGGUCACUGGCUUCUCGGCCGGCCAGACACUUAUCGAGAUCCUGAGCUGCACGGCGUACACCGUUGACUCGAGCGGAAAUCUCGCGGUUGCGAUGGCGAGCGGGCUGCCGCGCAUUUUCUAUCCGACGGCUAAGCUGACUGGGAGUGGGAUUUGCCCUGGACUCAGCGGCGCCUCUAGCACCUCUAGCACCUUUAUCACCUCUAGCACCUCCAGCACCUCCAGCACUUCUAGUAAAUCUAGCACCUCUAGCACUUCCAGCACUUCCAGUAAAUCCAGCACCUCUAGCACCUCUAGCACCUCCAGCACUUCCAGCGCCUCUAGCUCCUGCAGCUCGGUCGCCGUGACGUUCAACGAGCUGGUGACGACGGUGUACGGGACGAAUGUCAAGAUCUCUGGCUCAAUCGCUGCUCUUGGUAGCUGGAGCACGGCGAGCGCGGUGGCACUCUCCGCGUCAGGGUAUACGAGCUCAAAUCCGCUGUGGGCGGUUACGAUUUCGUUCACGCCGGGAACGUCGUUUGAAUAUAAAUUUAUUGAAGUAAAUAGUGCGGGAACGGUGACGUGGGAGUCAGGGAGCAAUAGAGCGUAUACAGUGCCGACGACUGGAUGUACGGCGACGGUUAGUACGAGUUGGCAGUAGCUAGGGAGGAAGAGGAAGGGUUGAGGCGGGGGAGAGGAGGGAAGACAGGGGCAGGAAGCUCAGGGGCUAACGUGGAAGAGUGAAGAGAAGAGAGGGAAGAAAUGCACAGAAAACUCAAAAGUUGAG
Pseudogymnoascus verrucosus is the source of this 2245-nucleotide messenger RNA. RefSeq lists its product as uncharacterized. Gene Ontology annotation, molecular function: starch binding; alpha-amylase activity; calcium ion binding. The record is from RefSeq and is a predicted model, not a curated record. Bases 149 to 2119 code for a protein of 656 amino acids. Lineage: Eukaryota; Fungi; Ascomycota; Leotiomycetes; Thelebolales; Thelebolaceae. The transcript is spliced from 6 exons. Gene Ontology annotation, biological process: carbohydrate catabolic process.